AUGAGUGAAAUGCAAAGUCGGCAUCGGCCCAACAUUGUACUCAUUCUUGCCGAUAACCUAGGAUGGGGUGAAUUGGGCUGCUAUGGCGGUAGCAUUCUUCGCGGAGCUGCAACCUCACGCAUUGACAAGCUUGCAACGGAAGGUCUCUUGCUGCAUAACUUCAAUGUUGAAAGUGAUUGUGUCCCAACAAGAUCCGCUCUGAUGUCUGGACGACACCCAAUUCGUACCGGCUGUCGCCAAUCCGUCCCAGCAGGGUUCCCGCAAGGCCUCACUGAAUGGGAGAAGACCCUUGCUGAGUGUCUUAAGACAAAUUAUUAUGCUACUGCCCAUCAUGGGAAAUGUCAUCUUGGUGAUAUUCCGGGUCGAUACCCUUCUGAUCGCGGAUUUGAUGAAUGGUUCGGUAUCCCGAGGACAACAGACGAAACACAAUUCACCUCCGCAUUGGGUUACACGCCUGAGGUUGCCUCAGAGAAUGUAUGCGUAUAUGAUUUGGAGAAGCGCCGGCUUAUCGACGAGAUGCUGGUUGAUCGAUCGAAGGAGUGGCUUACAAGGAAGGUCGAGGAGAAGAAGCCAUUCUUUCUCUAUCACCCUCUCGUGCAUCUUCAUUUCCUAACACUCCCUCACAAUGACUUCAGGGGAACGACAGGACAGGGAGACUUUGCCGAUUCAAUGGCUGAGAUGGAUUACCGAGUCGGACAAAUCCUAGACCACAUUGAUGAGCUUGGUGUCCGCGAGAACACCGUUCUGAUCUUCGCUUCUGAUAACGGUCCUGAAUUUCGAGAGCCAUACCGAGGUACAGCAGGCCCUUGGUCGGGGACAUACCACACUGCCAUGGAAGGUAGUCUACGUGUGCCCUUCAUCAUCCGGUGGCCAAAUCAGGUGCCCAGGGGUGCGACCUCCAACGAGAUUGUGCACGUCACCGAUAUCUUCACAACGAUUCUAUCUAUGACGGGGGCUAAAGUCCCAUCCGAUUGCCCAAUUGACGGACUUCAUCAAACUGCGUUUUUUAAAGAUCCUGAAGGAAUCAAAUGUCCAAGAACCGGAUUCCCAUUUUAUCUCAAAGAGGAACUACGUGCUAUCAAGUGGAAAGACUGGAAGUUGCACUUUGUAUGGGAGCCCAAGGUCAAUCAGUCGAGCGGGCGCCUUGAAAGUCCGUACUUGUUUAACACUGUGCGAGACCCCAAAGAGGAGCGGAUAUUCUUUCAUUCAAUACCUGGGUGCUGCAGCCGAUGA
Penicillium malachiteum is the source of this 1233-nucleotide messenger RNA. Its product is annotated as arylsulfatase. Gene Ontology annotation, molecular function: arylsulfatase activity. Lineage: Eukaryota; Fungi; Ascomycota; Eurotiomycetes; Eurotiales; Aspergillaceae. The transcript is spliced from 3 exons. Bases 1 to 1233 code for a protein of 410 amino acids. The record is from RefSeq and is a predicted model, not a curated record.